This is a messenger RNA of Colletotrichum graminicola M1.001, 1053 nucleotides long. RefSeq lists its product as uncharacterized. The transcript is spliced from 2 exons. The record is from RefSeq and is a predicted model, not a curated record. Bases 1 to 1053 code for a protein of 350 amino acids. Lineage: Eukaryota; Fungi; Ascomycota; Sordariomycetes; Glomerellales; Glomerellaceae.
AUGCGUUCUAAGUCCCUUGACGACGCAGCUUAUCAAGCCCUUAUGGCCGAUGAGAUAAACCAUCUUCGUGCUCGAAUCAACGGACCAGCAGUUUGCAAGCUUGCCUCCAGCUUAAACGCAGGGAAGCCUUGUGUACUAGAUCAUCCUUCAAAGGUUGUAGGAUUAGAAUCUCUCACAGGCUGUGCAAAUUACCAUGCUCGCGUCCGGUUUGAGGAUGGAUCUGCGUGGCUUCUACGAGUGCCGCGAGUUACUGGCUUUGCUGUUGGUCUUCCUUCACCUCUAGCCGAAUACCUGAUUCAAAGCGAGUAUGCAACCCUGAAAUUCCUGGAGACUACCAAAGUGCCAGCGCCGCGGGCAUUCUCGUUUGCUGGUAGACCUUGGGACGGCCGAGGAGACACCUCCAAGGUUUGGCAAAGCCUUGGAGAGAUCCUGACGGAAUUAGAGAAGCAUAAGUUCUACCAGGCCGGUUCUCUAUGGGUUGAGUCCCCUCAAGAUCAACCUUCAGUUUCUGCAGCAGCAAGCGAUAGGUUCGUUUGCCUCGACCCUUGGGGCCCAUUUAAAACGGCAACAGAGUAUUAUUCAGCCUGGGCUGAACAGUAUCUCACGCUGAUUGUUGAUGGUCAGCUGUACCCACAAUUCCCGGUUGAGGCCUUCCUGGUGUAUCGAUUCCUAAAGAAGAACGCAAGCACGUUAGCCGAUGGCCAUGAUACGUUUUUUCUUAGGCAUGUUGACGACAGAGGUGAUCACUUGCUAGUCGACAAGCAGACCAACAUCAUUGGGAUUGUUGACUGGCAAAUGGCACGUGUUGUUCCGCGACGAGAGGCAUUUGCGUUGUCCCUUAUUUCUGCGGAUAUGAGAGCUCUGUGUGAUGGUCAAGUGUCGCUUAGUGCGAAGGACGUCGCACUUGCUGGUGCUUUGCUGAAAAAGAACGCACAGUUGGCGGAAUGUAUGGGGGAUGAGAAGAUGAGACGAUUCUUUUGGGGAUUAGGACUAGAGCAUGAAUGGACCUUGGCAUUCCCAUUAGCGAAGGCCAUACUUCGGUCUUCGGAGUAG